Molecule: messenger RNA, 1797 nt
Organism: Pistacia vera
Lineage: Eukaryota; Viridiplantae; Streptophyta; Magnoliopsida; Sapindales; Anacardiaceae
Product: aldehyde oxidase GLOX-like
Exons: 1
Coding region: 1-1698 (565 amino acids)
Source: RefSeq, a predicted model, not a curated record
AUGGCGAAGAAGGAAAACUUGCUUUUAAUUAUCAAAUUCAUGAUCACGACCCUCUUCUUGUUAUUGAAUUUUGUUGGUUUUGGUGUAGCUGCGGGGUCGUCGGAAGGGGGCAAAGGAAGAUGGCAGCUCCUUCUAAACAACACUGGGGUGGUAGCUAUGCAUAUGGCAUUAACUCACCACAAUGCUGUCAUAAUAUUUGACCAAACGGGAGCAGGCCAGUCUGGGUACAGACUUCGCCGGCGAUAUAAUGGAGCAAAGUGCAGAGGCAACCGUGAUGACUUAGAAGACUGGUCUUGCUAUGCUCAUUCUGUUGAGUACAGCAUUUCAGACAACAGCAUUAGGCCUCUAAGACUUGAUACCGAUCCCUGGUGCUCUUCGGCUGCUUUUUUAAGCAAUGGGACGCUCAUACAAACUGGUGGAUAUGGCAGUGGUUCACGAAGGAUUCGAUACUUUAGGCCUUGUAAAAGAAGCCGUUGCGAUUGGAAGCAAUCCAAGCGGGCAUUACAUGAUGAACGCUGGUAUUCUUCAACUCAAAUACUACCUGAGAAUGAUCGGGUAAUGGUUGUAGGAGGAAGGGGGGUCUUCACUUAUGAAUUUGUUCCCAAACCGUCUUCUAGAGACACGUCCAUUGAUCUUCCAUUCUUACACCACACUAAUGACAGGCAUUCCAGAGGAAAUAACCUCUAUCCCUUCCUCCACCUCGUUUCGGAUGGCAAUUUGUUUAUUUUUGCCAAUCGGGAAUCAAUACUUUUCAAUUAUAGAAUGAACCAGGUGGUCAAAACUUUCCCUCGGAUUCCCGGCGAUGGUGCAAGAAACUAUCCAAGCUCAGGCUCAUCUGUAAUUCUCCCUUUGGACUACACAAACAAUUUCCAAAAUGUGGAAGUCAUGGUGUGUGGAGGUGCAGCCUCGGGAGCUUACAGAACCGCAGAACAAGGGAGAUUCUUGAACGGACUUCGCUCUUGUGGGAGAAUGGUGAUCUCAGGCAACAGACACAAAUGGAAUAUGGAAAACAUGCCCGGUCCCCGUCUCAUGAACGACAUGUUGAUUCUUCCAACUGGGCAGAUCCUGAUAAUCAAUGGUGCAAAACGUGGUUGUGCAGGAUAUGGCAAAGCAGCAAGCCCCUCUCUUCAACCAUACCUCUACAAGCCAAAGCAAAUACUAGGCAAAAGAUUUUCAGUCCUUAGAGCCACUAAAAUAGCUAGAAUGUAUCACUCAUCCGCUACACUUUUACCUGAUGGUAGGAUCUUAGUCGCCGGCGGUAAUCCUAACAAUAGGUACACUUUCACAAAUGUGACCUACCCAACUGAACUAAGGUUACAAGCAUUCGUCCCCCCAUAUAUGGACGAGCAAUAUGAUACCCAGAGGCCUGCCAAUGUGUCAAUAAACUAUAAUAACAGCACUUAUGGUGUAACAUAUGGAGAAAAGUUCAGUGUUCAGUUCUUGCUGGCAAGGAGACCUAGCAAUGUGGUUGAGUUUACUGCAUAUGCACCACCAUUCACUACACACGCGGUUUCAAUGAAUCAGAGGAUGUUAAAACUGAGGUGCAGAAGUUUGGUUAGGGUGGAGGAUGGUUGGAUGAGGGCAAAUUUGGAGGCACCUCCAUCUUCUAAUGUUGCACCUCCUGGUUAUUACAUGCUAACAGUUGUUAAUGGAGGAAUUCCUAGCAUAUCCCAAUGGGUUAGGUUCAAACCUGCAUGAUCCCUUUUAUAAUAAUGGAUUUUCUUUUUUAAUUUUGGGUAAAGAAAUUAGGGUUCUGUUGCAAAACAUUUUGUAAGAAGAAUUACAUUGAUGGUAUCU